Molecule: messenger RNA, 3539 nt
Organism: Antechinus flavipes (yellow-footed antechinus)
Lineage: Eukaryota; Metazoa; Chordata; Mammalia; Dasyuromorphia; Dasyuridae
Gene: TRMT6
Product: tRNA methyltransferase 6 non-catalytic subunit
Exons: 11
Coding region: 73-1581 (502 amino acids)
Biological process (GO): tRNA methylation
Cellular component (GO): tRNA (m1A) methyltransferase complex; nucleus
Source: RefSeq, a predicted model, not a curated record
CGGCGUGCUCUGGGCUUGUCUUGGAGAACUGGCGGCGCGGUUGUGUCUGUUCUUCGGGAUUCCUAAAGGCUGAUGGAAGGUACGAAAGGAGAGGGGCAGACUGGAGGAGGCACCAUGGAAAACAACGCGGAGCAACCUCGCCAACAGGACCACCUUAUUAGGGAUGGGGAUUUUGUAGUAUUGAAGAGAGAGGACGUGUUCAAAGCCGUGCAGGUGCAGCGAAGAAAAAAAGUCACUUUUGAGAAACAGUGGUUUUUUUUGGAUAAUGUCAUUGGACAUAGUUAUGGAACUACAUUUGAAGUAUCUAGUGGAGGGAACCUUCAACCCAAGAAAAUGAUGGAAGAGAUCACUUCAGAAACUAAAGAAGCUGGUAUUGAUAAUCGAAAUAUAGUUGAUGAUGGAAAGUCUCAGAAACUUACUCAAGAUGACAUAAAAGCUUUGAAGGACAAGGGCAUUAAAGGAGAGGAAAUUGUUCAGCAGUUAAUUGAAAAUAGUACAACAUUCCGAGAUAAGACUGAAUUCGCCCAAGAUAAAUAUAUAAAGAAGAAGAAGAAAAAAUAUGAAGCAGUCAUUACUGUUGUGAAGCCAUCAACCCGUAUUCUUUCAAUUAUGUAUUAUGCAAGAGAACCAGGAAAAAUUAACUACAUGCGAUAUGAUACACUGGCCCAGAUGUUGACUUUGGGAAAUAUCCAUGCUGGCAACAAAAUGAUUGUCAUGGAAACUUGUGCAGGCUUGGUGCUGGGUGCUGUAAUGGAGCGGAUGGGGGGUUUUGGAUCAAUCAUCCAGAUGUAUCCUGGAGGUGGUCCUGUUCGAGCAGCAACAACUUGUUUUGGAUUUCCAAAAUCUUUCUUUAAUAGUCUUUAUGAAUUUCCCCUUGGCAAAGUGAAUAGUCUGCUAAAUGGAACAUUUUCUUCAAAAGCUUUGCCUUCAGAAUCCAAAGACAGUAUUUCAGUAGAAGAAAACAAUGGUGUUCUUCUUGAUGACCUGCAGACUUCUCCAAAGGAGAUGGAAGAAAAUAUUAUUGAAGUUAUAGAAAAUAACCAUCCUCAACAAGAAACAAUGGAAGUUAUUUCUCAAGAGGCAGAAUAUAAGGAGCAGAAAGAAAGAGGAAAUAAAAAAGACUAUAUUCAGGAAUUCCAAAAAAAACAAGAACAACAGAAGAAAAGACAGAUAGAAGCUGCUGCUCUCCUGAAUGAAAGAAAUGCAGAUGGUUUAAUUAUAGCCAGUCGAUACCACCCAACACCCCUGGCUCUUUCUUUGCUGGAAUUUGUUGCUCCUUCAAGACCUUUUGUUAUCUACUGUCAUUAUAAAGAGCCUCUGGUAGAGUGCUAUACAAAAUUAAGAGAAAGAGGAGGAGUUAUUAAUCUCAGGCUAUCAGAAACCUGGCUUAGAAAUUAUCAGGUUCUGCCAGAUCGAAGUCAUCCCAAACUGAUGAUGAGUGGAGGUGGGGGAUAUCUUCUCUCAGGCAUCACUGUUGCCAACGAUAAACAAAAACCAGAGUCCUGUGCAGUAGAAUUACAGAAGAAUGAAGAGCCAAUAGCUAAAAAGCGGAAAGUUGAGGAAUCUGAAGAUCUACCUUGAUUUUACUUAAAAGGAGUCUUUGAAUUAGCGAUUCAUAUAUUAACAUGCCAUUACCAGUUGCUCCUUGGUACCCUAAGAGCAUGUUUACACAGCCAUUCUUGGAAACCUGGAUGUGUUUAUGUAUUUUAAAGAAGAUUUUCCCAGUUAAUAGCUGGUUGUUGGGAAGGAAGAAAAAAGACCUCUGAGCCACUUUAUGGACAGAGGUGUUAGAUCCAUCAUGGCAUGAAAGUGCCAGGAAAACCAAAGCCUUUCGGCAUGACAUGGAAUUAAGUUUGACUUAACCAAGUUCACUUGUGUGUCUUAAAAUUGUGUGUCAAUUAGUGUCUUAAAAAUUCAGAUAAAGUAAAAAUAAUCUCAACACAUUUUGUAUAUAGAACUCAACUGGUUUUAAUCAAUUGAAAACUAUUCAUAUACACAUAAAUGUGUAUUUGAAAGAAUUUAUGGAAGAAAAGUUUAAACAGUGUGGGAGGUUUUGUAUAAUUUGCAUACCAAAUAUUUCUUAUAUCCAGUGGUAUUAUGUACAUUUUAAGAUUGUAUUGGUUUUUAUUAUUUUUAAUAUUUGACAACUUGAAGUUGUAAAUAUUUGUUUUAUCAUUGUCUAUCAUGGUAUAUAGAAGGGUUGUGGUGGGAUUAUUUAGUUUUUUGUUAAUUUUCAAAAGACUUUCAUUAUUCAUUUCCAAUAAAACUACUCUAACUUUUCUCUCAGUAUUAAAAUUGAGAGGGAUUUUUUUUGUAUUUUUUUUUUCCACGAGGGAUCUUUCUUAUAAAAGGACAAAUGGGCCAUAAAUACUUCAGAUGUGACAAUAAAAUGAUGAGACUUUUUCACAUGAUUUAUAAAACUAAAACUAGUCUCAUCUAGUUUCUCACCUCAAUCCAAUACAUUUUAAAGAGUUUUCUGUUUCAUGACUAUAAGUUAAUAUAGUCAGUGAUAGUAACAAUGCCAGUUUGCUGAGUCUAAGCAUAAUUAGGUAGUUAGAUUUUUUAAAUUUUUAAUAAAUUGGCCCUGAUUUCAUUAUUGAUUUGCAACUGAUUUUCAGAUUAUGCCCAAGACAGAUGACUGUCUUUAUAGUUUUUGAAUAUGCUGUUGAUAUAGUAUGGUUAUUAAUAUUUAUUUAAAUAUUAAUAAUUUAUUAUUAGUAUUAUCUUAACUGUGAAAUUCUCAUGAGAAAAAGAAGUUGGGAUAUUCUUGAUUAGGCUUAUGCUAUUUAAACUGCUAGAUCUAUACUUUGUAUUCUGAUAAUGGCAAAUGAUAGUUAUCAACAAAUACACAUCUUGUUCUUUUUUUAUCUUGGCUAGCAAUGCAUUUCAUACUGAGACUUAGCUUCAUGUUAAAGUAAAUCUUUGUUUUUCUAAUUGCCACUAUCUGAGUACAUUGUGAAACAUGGGCUAGGAUAGAGAAGACAUUUGCCUGGCUAGAGAUUCCAAUAUUGCAAGUAUUUAUUAAUUGUCCUAUGUGAGGUAAUAAGGGUACAGAGACAAAACAAGUACAGUUCCUGACCUCAAAGAACUUAAUUCUACUGGAAUGUAUUAUUAUUGUUAACUCGCGGACAUGGUUCAUAAAUCUGAUGGGUCAGAUUACAGUAACUUGUGUAGUGCACAAUGACUAUCCCUUAAAAAUUAUUUAUUUACUUAUUUUGUAAUCAUUUAUUAUCUUUCUCUCCUACUGCUCUCCCUGCUUUCCCAAUUAAACAAUAAAAAAAGCACGAAAAAUAAAAUGUUUAUAGUCCAGCAAAAUAAUUCCACAUUGAUCAUGGGCAAAAGUUUGUCUCAUUUUUUCAUUUUAAAUCUAAUUUUUCUGGCAAGAGGUGGGUGGCAUAUUUCCUCUUUAGUAUUUUGGAUUAAUGGUUUAUCAUCACAUUGGUCAUAGUUCUGAAGUCUUUCAGAUUUUUUUAGUCUCAACGAUGUUAUCCUCGAAUAAAUUCUGGUUCUGCUUAUUUCACUUUUUUUCAUUUCAUAAA